Messenger RNA from Meloidogyne enterolobii, 1044 nucleotides. The record is from the annotation of a GenBank genome assembly. NCBI's taxonomy places the organism in Eukaryota, Metazoa, Nematoda, Chromadorea, Rhabditida, Meloidogynidae.
UUUUGUAGAAUGUUGGAAGAAUUGUUAACUUCUAAUUUGGAUUUAAAGGAUGUAAUUAUUAAAUUAUUUGUUAAUGUUCAAGACCUACAAAAAAUGUUUUUGGAAGAGAAAAAUAAAAAUUCUGCUUUGGAAUUACGAGUAAAGAAUUUAGAAGACAGAAAUCAAUUUUUAGAGAAUAAAAUUAAAAAGAAUAAACAACGAGUACAACUUAUCCAUAAUGAAAAUAAAGAAGAAAUUUUAAAUUUGAAAAAGCAAAAUGAUAAGAAAAUUCAAAAGUUAAGCUCUGCAUUAAAUAAAAGAAUUGACAAUUUAACCUCGAAAUUGGAGCAAUUGGAUAAAAUGUCCGUAAAAAGAGUGUGCUUUUUACCAUUUCCAAACAAGUGGACAACAAUAAAUUCUUUAUGUUGUGACAAUGAUUGUGUAAAUACAAAAGCUCCUGGGGGUUUGUGUGUUAAUGGGAAUGGGUUUAUUAAUUUGUACAGUGACAGUGUGAAAUAUUAUGAAUGUGAAGAAGAUAGAGGAACAAAUGUAACAUGUUCUAUUGAAGCACAAUUUAGACUUAUUAAGCCUGAAAAAGAUUACUUCUUUUAUUCUCUAUUCUAUUAUGAAAUAACUUGUCAGUUUAUUCUAGAUCGUGUUAAUUAUGAAAAUGAAUUAACUGUUGGAUUUUUCAGCAAUAGAAAUAUUUUCGCAAUUGAAGCGCACGAUUUCCGAAUUUUUUACAAAAUUAGAGGAGAAGAGUUCUUUGAAGAUCUGGACGAAAUCGAAUUUAUUUGGAGGAAUGGCGAUGUUUUGGGUUGCGGUUUAGUUUUCCCUCCAACUGAUAUGCCUGAAAAACAACCUUAUGUUUUCUUUACUCAAAACGGGAAAUUAAUUGGCAAAUCAAUAAAAGGACUAUCUGAUAAUUAUUGCAAGCCGUAUUUAAGUCUGAAAUGCUGUUCUGUUAAAACUAACUUUGGAGAGGAUUUGGAUAAUAAUCCAUUUAAAUAUGAUGUUUCUAAACACCACGUUUCUCAAGAAUUUUAUGAGAAUUCUGAAGAAUAG